Molecule: messenger RNA, 7252 nt
Organism: Anopheles arabiensis
Lineage: Eukaryota; Metazoa; Arthropoda; Insecta; Diptera; Culicidae
Gene: Mbs
Product: protein phosphatase 1 regulatory subunit 12A
Exons: 18
Coding region: 1043-5644 (1533 amino acids)
Cellular component (GO): cytoplasm
Molecular function (GO): enzyme inhibitor activity; phosphatase regulator activity; protein kinase binding
Source: RefSeq, a predicted model, not a curated record
CCUGCCGAUCGUUCUGGUACGUGGUGGCUGUACGACAAGCGAGCAGCAGAGAGAGCGAGCACAAGAAAUGUGAAUUCGUGAAGGCAAAUUUCGCACAGUGAACGCAGCGUAGCCCCCGGAGGAAAAAGCACACACGCACACACCGUAGCCGCAGCCGCGUGGAUUCGUCGACCGUCGUUCGUGCCGCAACGACACUACGCAACGGCCGCAAACGUUUGCCGUGCUCUUCCGCUGCUGUGCUGCGAAAAGUUGGUGUUGCAAGGCGCGCCGCAGCAAAGCCAAGGCUGAGAGCAAACCCACGUCGUGAACCGUUAAAAAACACCCGAAAAAAAAGAAACAACCUCAAACCUCUGGAAGAAGGUACUCCCGUGCGCGCGCGUCUUUCGCUCAUCGCGGCAGCAUCCAGCCAUCCGGGCAGGCCUGUAUAGUAAUUGACCUUUUGGGGGAACACAGAACACAGCAGCGCCCGUGUGCGUGUGCAAACCUGUGUGCUGCUGUGGCACCACUGGGCGGUGGUGGUGGUGGUGGGUCGGUCGUUGUAUGCCCCGAGCGCAAAGGCCGGAAGGUGAUGUGUGCGUUUAUGGUUUCGGAUGUGUCGCUGUUGGUAGUCGCUAGACGACGGGCAGCAGCAGCCUCCCUUGACAACGAGCGCCACCGGCGGUAGUGUUUCGGAGUGUUGGUUGGUGCGCCGCUCUAUCCCCGAACCAAAAGGAAACGGUUCUUUUAAGCCGCGUUUCGGAAACUACUGAAAUCGCCUGCACGCAUUCGAGCCGCGACAAAAAAAGGUGAUCCCCGUAAGCGUGCCGUGUGUCUCUACUUGUGUGAAUGUUUUGUGUGUGUGUGUUUGAAUUUGUGAAUUUAAGAAUUUGUGCAAAAAAGAAGCUCUCUUUGAGAUAUUGUGGUUUGUGAGAUAAAUUAGAGAAAAGAAGAAAAUAGCUCCACAGUGCGCGCUUAAAAUUUUCCACUUUUUGCGUGCGUAAGCAAUUGGUAGCGUGUGUGUGUGUGUGUUUGUGUGCGCGCGCGCCAGUGAAAAGGAUUCAACAUGUCGCUGGAUAACCGGAACACCUCGGCCCAGUACAAGCGGGCCGAGCAGCUGAAGCGCUGGGAGGAGUCGGAGAUGAACAAAAAGCUGAGCGGCGCGCCGAAGAGCCCCUCGUCGCGGCGCAUCAAAUUCUCGUCCGGCUGCAUCUUUCUGGCGGCCUGCGUCGCCGGCGACAAGGAGGAGGUGGAGUGGCUGCUCAAGAACGGGGCCGACAUCGAUACGGCCAACGUGGACGGGCUGACCGCGCUGCAUCAGGCGUGCAUCGAUGACAAUCUGGACAUGGUGGAGUUUCUCGUACAGAAAGGUGCCGACGUCAACCGGAAGGACAACGAAGGCUGGACACCAUUGCAUGCCACAGCAUCAUGCGGCUUUCUAAGUAUAGCACGCUAUCUGAUAGAGAACGGUGCCGACCUGGCGUCGAUCAACAGCGAUGGCGAGCUGGCGGUCGAUCUCGCCAACUCGGACGCGAUGGAGGACCUGAUCCAGCACCACCUGGACGAGCAGGGCAUCGACUGCGAGGAGGCGCGCCAGGCGGAGGAGCGCAUCAUGCUGAGCGACGCGACCAAGUGGCUCCGCACGGACAGCCCGGACUGUGAUAAGGCGCACCCGAAGACGGGCGCCACCGCGAUACAUGUCGCCGCCGCCAAGGGCUACAUCGGCGUGCUGAAGCUGCUGCUCGAGGGCCGGGGCGACAUCGACCGGCAGGACGUGGACGGCUGGACGCCGCUGCACGCGGCCGCCUACUGGGGCCAGAAGGAAGCCACACAGAUGCUGCUGAACGCAAGCGCCGACAUCGACGUGCAGAACUACAGCGGCCAGCUGGCGAUCGACAUUGCCCAGGACGAUAUCGUGCCUUUGCUGAAGGAUGCCCGCAAGAACGGGAAGCGCACGAAGCGCAGACCACCUAGUCACGGAAAUAGGAUUACGGACAACUUCGAAAAUAGUACGGAAACGCCGACCAAGGUGAUUCGGGUCGAGGUGAAACCGAUUGACAGCAAUAAGGAGAAGGAAGCUGGUGGAUCCGUCGCCGUCGACUACGGCGACGACGACGAUGGCGGGGAAACUGUUGCCGAAGCGCUUCCGGAAUCCCCGCAAGUUGCAGGAGACCAAGAAGAAGAAGAAGCAGCAGAUGAAAAAGAUGAAGAGGAGGAUGAGGAGACGAUGGAUGAUACGGUAGACGAGGCGCUGGAAGAGGAAGAGGAGGCAGAGGAGGAGGAAGUGGAAGAGGAAGAGGAAGAAGAGGAGGAAGACGCAGAGGAAGAAGAGGAGCAGCAAGAGCACGUUAGUGCGCAAGCGAGCCGUCCAGGCGAGGACGUAACCGAUUCGUCCAUCGGUAGCGUGCCGUACCAGCAAGUUCUUCCUUCACCCGCACAAAUCAACCAAACAAAGGAUGCCGAAAGCGAGGAAGAGGAGGAGGAGGAGGAAGAAGAGGAAAAUGGCAGCGUAUCGUCGGAACCGUACUCCUCCUCGAAUCCGUCCGCCGAUAGUAGUAUGACCGAGUCCGAAACAGACGAACUGUUGCCACGGCCCGUUCCAAUCAUCUCGCGACCGACGCCGGUUCCACUGACCACACAAAUUGUAGCGCCGAAGCCACGUGUGACGGAGCCGCCGGUACCGUCGAACAAUGCUGCACCAGCGAUCGCUAACAAUCCAGCGGCCCCACCAACGGCACCGUGGCGCCGUGCGCGUGCCGUACCGACGCCUGUGCCGCGCCAGUUCUACGAGGAAGCACAGCAACCGCCGGCCGAUGAUGUCGUCGACUACGCUAACCUCGUUUUUACGUCCAAGCGCAACCUAGUUUCGGAAAAGGAAAAUAAACCAACCGAACCGGAUGUGAUACUGAGGAGAACGCAGAGCUUCGAGAGUGACGAAAAGUUCUACCAGCGGUAUGCCGAGCUGCGAGCACGAAUACAGGCUAACUCAUGCCCCCACACGAUCCUACCAUCGACGCCUAUUAACACUAAAACCAGUACCGCCUCGAACAACAACAACAACAACAGCAGCAACAACAACAACAAUAACAAUAGUACUACCACUACUACUACGGCGACGACGCCUGCAUCGAACAUUUCGUCGUACCUGGUGCAGCGGUCCGCCUCACUAAAGGAUCAUCGGACACUAAGGAAAACAACAAGCAAUUUGGUCCUGGGAAGCACGACCACAUCACCGUCAUCGGCGACCGGACCGGCGUCCGGCGCAACCACCAACCUCGUGCCUCCAGCAGCAACCGGUACGGGUGCAGCGAACAACACAACGGGCAGCACCACGGGAAGCUCCGGUGCCGUCUCGCCACCGACCAGUCCGUCCGGAACGCCGACGACAACGCCCACUGCCGGACAGAUCAGGAGAUCAUUUGUACCACCGACGCGGGACGAAGAGAGCGAAACGCAACGCAAGGCCCAUGCCAAGCGCGUCCGGGAGACGCGCCGCUCGACCCAGGGCGUCACGCUGGACGAGAUCAAGAGUGCCGAGCAGCUGGUCAAGAAGAAGAACGCUACCGGAACGGGCAACGAAAACGACACAAUGGCACCCGCGACUGCGACAGCAACGACAACAACCACGACAACGCCAUCAUCACCAUCCUCAUUAUCAUCCACUGCAUCACCCUCAUUUACCAACGAUCGUGUGCCGGCGGUCGGCAGCACUGGCGACCAGCAGCAGCAAGGCAGCAAUCACGUAACGGAAGGGUCCGUAGCACAUGAUGCGACCGGCGGCAGCGGUGGUGGUGGGUCGACGAAGGUGGAAGAAAUUGCCGUCUCGGCUAGUUUCACACUAGCCGCACCGGGAUCGUCACUCGACGACGGUGGCGACGGUGGCGGAGGUGGUGGAGGAGGAGGAGGCCACCGAAGGCACCGCCGCAGUGUGGCCGGCAUGGACGACGAGGAGGAGGAUGACAGCAAGGUGACGGUAUCGUAUACCAUCAGUGCCCCGGUACGGCAGAGCUCGCCCAGCCCGAGGGCGGUGGCGUCGGCGGCGGCAGUGAGCAACUCCAAAGAAAGUGCCGAUCCACUGGAUGGAACCGGCGCUGGCGAUGUUCCUGCCGUAACGGCAACGUUCCACGUGCCAGCAGCCGCGAGCGAGCCGAUGGUGGCGACCUCGGCCACCAUCCGAACGUCGUCCGGCGCAGCGGGUGGUGUCGUGAGUAAUAGUGAUAGUAAUACCACCACCACCACCACCACCAACAACACCUCCAACAGCAACAACAACAACACCAGUGCAUCCUCUAAUACCAACCACAACACAGCCGCCACCACCACCACCACCACCUACACUAAACGUUCACUGUUCGAUAUCGAUAACGCGAACUCACUAACACUGGCCGAGAAGCUGCGCCACGAGGCAAACAAGUACGCGAUCGCGGCCGUGGCGGACGGCGACCUGGACAGCCACCUGGUGGCCCGGGUCCCCGCCAGCAACAGUGGCACUACUAACAGUGGUGGCGGCGGCGGCGAAAGCAACAGCACCAGCACGAACGCACCUGCGGACAAUAGUGCAGCGAGUGCUGGUGCCGCCGUGCCGCCAUCGCCAACACUGCGGAAGGCGGAUCCGGCCACAACGACCACCACCGGUGUCACGGCCGAACGAAGGCCCUCGUGGCGGUUGAAGGUGGACGGUGGCAGCAAGUUCAAACUGGAAGAUGCGUCCACACCGAAUGCCGCCACACAGUCAUCGUCGGUAGCGAGCGGCGGUUCCGUGUACGAACCGUCCGGCCCGGCUAAUCAGGCACCAGAGCACGGUUUGACUACUACUAAGCUCACCUCCUCGUCGGCCCUGGCCCAACGAAGGGCGCAGCAGCAGAAUGGUGACAGCAGCAGUACCGCCACCACCGGGACGACCUCCUCCAGUGUUGCCAGCUCGCGGCCCCUAUCGGCACCGGCGUCCGGGCUUGCCGCCGGCGAGCAGUACAACCGUGUGCCGGGCAGCGCCGCCAGUGCGGCCGGUGAGCAGCAGCAGACCGGUGCUGCCGCCACGGACCCCAACAGUCCGCUGCACCAUCUCCGGCGGCCACCGAAGUCGGCGGGCGAAGAGAACAAGGAGAACGACAAGGAGAACGAUAGCCGCAGCACGGCCCAGGCCACGCAGGCGGUCAUACAGCGGCGCCGGCGUCAGAAGCGUCGUUCGACCGGCGUCGUUUCCGUCGGCAUGGAGGAUCUUGAUCCCGAUCGGCAAGAUUCUCCGGUCGACGGUGAUGAAAAAGAGACUGGCUCGGAACGGGGUCGCUCGCGCGUCGGCUCGACGGCCUCCGAGCUGGACACGGCAAACCAGCCGCAGGACUCCACACGAGAAAAUGGCGGCGACUGCAUCGAUUACAAAGCUCUCUACGAACAGGAAAAGGCCGAUAACGAUAAGCUUAAGAUGGCUCUACGGAAGAAAGAUGAGGAGGUGGUAACGCUAAAGGCCGCGCUUGAUCGAUUUACUACAGCGACCACCAAAAACAACUCACUGUCGGAGCUGGAGAAACGCGAACGGCGCGCCAUGGAGCGGAAGAUGUCCGAGAUGGAGGAAGAGUUGAAGCUACUGGAAGCGCUUCGUACGGAAAACCAACGACUUAAGGAUGAAAAUGGUGCCCUUAUUCGUGUGAUCAGCAAGCUGAGUAGAUAAUGUGUCUGCGUGCGUACUCGGGCAAGCGUGUCGAAAUGCGCAACAGAACCUGUGGAACGUGCGUGCAGCCAGACACUUUUCCAUCACACUAUCAUCAUCGUCAUCAUCAUAAUCCCUGUUAAUCGACGAGUCAAUGUGUUUCUCCACGAAGGAGAGAGAGAGAGAGCGAGCGAGAAAGUGGGAUAGAAAAGACGGAUCUAGAGCAAGCAGUAUCCUACAUGCCUUCAAUUUUAAACAUACAUUUCUGUCCACCGAACCGAAUUACAUGUAUAGAAUGCGUUAUUUGUUAUGCGCGAGCCUCACUUGAAAGGAUCGAACUCGAUCGCUAAUGCGUACGGAUUAUCUGGAAUAAUUGGGCUACACAGCCAAGCAUGAGUGUGCGUGUGUGUUGUGUGAUAGUUUGAUUGGAUGCUGAUCUUUAACUCUCUCUCUCUCUCUCUCUCUCUCUCUCUCCCUUCUGGCCUAUAAUUCAUAAAAAAACAUCAUCUUCCUUUUCCGCUUCCCUCCUCCCACAUGUAACGUAAGGUACAUUGAUUUUUGUUUUCAUUGGAAUGAAUUGCGCAUAUUACUGCAAGGCUGUUAACUAGUGCUUAGCGAAGAAAAAAAAAAACACCCAAACACAUAGGCUUUCCUUGAACCCUUCCUCCUGUGUUAGAUAAACGAUAGUUAGGAAGCAAAGCAACUACAUCAACAACAAAAAGAGCGCAAGACAGUGGUUGUUACAGAUGCAAAAGAUUUCAAGCUUACGGGGAAACAGCACCAUGUAGAAAAAAAAGCCACUAAGAGACUGGUGGAAGAUAGAGCUGGCGGAAAGAUAUUCUGAUAUCGCCAUGUUAGCUGCCGUGGCUGAUAGCUGGCAUCGAAAUAGGGAAAGACGCGCUUGUAGUCCGAUAUACCCGCGAGUCAACAUUCUUCCUCCUUAUCUGCCAACCAAUUGCUCUCCUCUUUAAAUUCCUCUUUUUAUCUAAACGAUCGAUCGACUGUGUACAACUUUGAAUAUGCUUUUAUUUGUUGUUUAUCCCAAAUUGAUCUUGCUUAGAGAUCUUAUAUUUUACAAUCCAUCUCUCCUCCUCUCUUCUUGUAUGCGUACACAAUCACACACGCUUUUAAUUACCGGACGUAAAGGAAAGGAAUUAAGUUAGUUUUCAGCAACAAACACGACAGAGGAGAGACAUUGCCAGAAAAUCGAGUUUUUUUUGCCAGUAGGCGACAAUACGCUCCGUCGGCUCCGCAGGAGAUCAUUGCUUAUCUAUUAAUUUUGCUAUAAGCGCACACGCAGUAGACCAAAUUCUCUGGUGUAGGGCACAACGUUCGCGAAAGGGGUAUCCCUGCUACGGCACACACGCACUAGCGGGCACACGGGCAAACCGCAGCGCUGCAGUGGCCUCUUUAUUUAGCGUUUUUUUGGAAUGGAUGUGUAUGAUGGGUCGAGCGAGAAGGCAAGAUGAUGAUGAUGAUGAUGAUGUUAGGAAGAAUUUGUUUGAAUAUAUGAUAUUUUUUUUGUGUCGUUAGUAGAAAUAAAAAGUGAAGGUAAAAUCACACCGUUGACCCAUUUUGGUGGAGCCUAGGCAUUACAGGGAUGAUGUGUUGUGAGCAGGGAAGCAGCAA